Messenger RNA from Colletes gigas, 3466 nucleotides. RefSeq lists its product as uncharacterized. NCBI's taxonomy places the organism in Eukaryota, Metazoa, Arthropoda, Insecta, Hymenoptera, Colletidae. Gene Ontology annotation, biological process: mitotic cytokinetic process; centrosome separation; regulation of cilium assembly. Gene Ontology annotation, cellular component: centrosome; centriole. The coding region runs from base 196 to 3393 and encodes 1065 amino acids. The record is from RefSeq and is a predicted model, not a curated record. The transcript is spliced from 8 exons.
CGUUAAAGUUUACGUCUUUCUCUCAGUAUUAAAUGACAAAUGUAGCAAACCUAAAACUGUAAACUGUCGUUUAGAUCGCUUGCUUUUUUUAAACAUGUGGAGGGAUGUGUAAAUACUGUGUAAAUAGUUGUACAUUUCUACGAAACGUACGAUAAUUGGAUUUGAUUUGCUUUGGGUGAGAGAAAAUUCAAAUGGAUGAUGAGCGAUUCUGAUGAUACCGAUGUUUUACUCCUAAUUCCGCCUGACCUAUUCCUUGUACCAUCAUCAGACUCUGAUGCCAAUUCUGAUCGCGGGAAAGCAGAUUAUAGCAGUGGGAAAACAGGAGUAAUAUCGGAACUUGUGGAGCAUAUGCAAUCGUUAGAAAACAGAAUAACUGCUAUUGAAUUUAAAGAUACUAGCUUAGAUGAUACUUUGCUAAAUAAUUCGUUGGAAUCACAAAUUCACAAUAACCCAGUUGUCAAGUUUAGACAGACAUUACCUAGAACUAAUCUCUAUGUAAGUCAGAGCUGUAGCUUACAAAAUACACCUGUGAAGCCUCGAAAAUCCUUGUCUGUUCCAACAACUCCUAAUAGUUACUCAUUGUCAAACCACACUAAUUUUAAUCAGAAUGACAUGAAAUUGGGGAAUUGUUUUCCUAUGGCUACUGGUACUAAUACAUCUAAUGUUAAUGAUCAUGAUAAGGAUAAGCACGAUCAUCUAAUAUCCCAUUCUGAAUCCUCUGUGGUAUUACCUUCUGAUUCUCGCAGUGUGGGUUUCUCGCAUGCCACUGGUACUUCUACCAAAGGGGAACUUUGCUCUUAUCCUCUAAAGCAUUGUAAAACUACAAGUAAUAUGUACGUUAAACCUUCUACCAAUCAAUUACAUUCAAUGCCAUCUACCUCAACUUUAUUUAGCGUAACGGGACAACCGCAUUUGUGCUCUAAAACUAGUAUACAAAAUAUGGAGCUCUCUGAAGUGAAUGAACUACUUCAAGAAAUGGAGGCUACCGAAUUAGAGCUAUCAAAACGAAUAAAUAGUGUCUCGAAACAUCAGUGUCGCAGAGAACAAAGUGAUACGUUAAUAUCAAACCACAGCAACAAUGCUUCUACUAGCAAAAUUAACAAUGAUACACGUAAAAAUUCUAUUAAUCGAAAAUUGGAGUUUGAAUUAGAAGACUCGAAUGAAUAUUGUGAUAUCAGACCAAUUGUAUCCAAAAAUAUGUGUUCAAAUGUUUUCCCUGAUAUAUCUCUACCAUACAAUAGUUCAUUUAAUUUUGACGAGAGUGAGAAAAUAAUCUCAGAAUUUAAAUUAUGGGGACAAAAUGGACAGAAACCAACAUUAAAAACUGAAGAGGUAGAAAAUAUAAGUGCAUUAAAAAAUGCAAAUAAUAUUGAUAAAUUGAUUGUGAAUGGAAGUAAUAUAAAAAGAAAAGAAUCAGUUAUUAAACAAAUUCCCUUGUGCGCAGAUGAUGUAAAUAGUGUAAAUGCAACUGCUGGUUAUAAUGUACAACCACAUACUGCGCAUAAAAAUGUAGAAUCUUCGUUGCUUAGUGAUUUAGCACAAUAUACUAGUUCUCAACAAAGUAACAGUGUACAGCAAAUGAAACAAAUGCACAAUGGAAUGUGUACUAAGAGCAUUGCUCAUGCUUCAACAAAUACAGACUGUUUUCCGAGAAAAUCACAAAGACUUUUGUCAUUAUCAGAUUUCUGGGAUAACAAUAGCAAUAAAUCGCAAGAAGAAAUGCGUCGAAUUAAAUUAGAAGAAGAAAAAUUUCGCCGAGAGCAUUGCGAACACUUAAUUCAAGAGCUCCAAAAACGAUUGUUAGAGCAACAAGAGAAGGUUGCAGUAGCACUUAGAGUAGACAAUGAAAAGAACGAGUUGAUCGCGCAAUUUAAUAAUGCAUGGUCAAAGCUGAAACAACGCGUUCAUAUUUUAGAAAAUGAAUACAGUGCUUUACAGACAAAUAUGAGAAAUACAACAGAGAAGCAUCAGUUAGAAAUUUCAGAAUUGCAAUCACACAUUAAACGUUGUGAAGGGGAAUUAUCAAAAGCUUUAGAUCUAGCAGCUGGGUACAAAGAAAAAAGUGAUUCGGUGAUGAAGGAAAAGGUAGAGUUAUUAAAAAGUCAUGCUGAUGAAUUAGAGAAUUAUAAAUCAUUUGUACUAGAAGCAGAAACGAAAUGUGAGCAAAUAAAAGUGGAGAACAAUAAAAUAUUAGAGGAAAAGAGGCAAAUUGAAGAAACAUUAAAAAGUCUUCAACAAGAAUUGGGCAAAGAGAGAUUAAAAGGUGGAGAAGUUAGAAAUGAAAUGAAUGUUAUUCAUAAAGCAUUAGAUACUUGCGAGACAGAACUAACUGUACUAAGGCAAGUGAAAGAAAGUUUACAGUUGAAAUUGAAGGAAGAGAUAGAUAGGAAUGCAAUUUUACAACAAAAACAUGCUACACUACUUUUGUCAGUCGAUGAUGCUAAAAAAGCAGAGAAAGAGGCCAAAGAUGAAACAAAAUCUCUUGUGGAAGAGAAAGAAAAAAUUAGGUCAGAAUUACAAGAGGUUUACCAAAAACAAGUUGAUGAAGUAGUGAAAGUUAAGUUAAGAGAAUUUCAAGCUCAGCUUGAUGUCGCUGAGUCUGAAUUUCUUGAAGAAUUAAAAACUCGGCAACAAGUUAUUGCUGAAUGUGCAGCCAGAAAAAUUAAAGAUAUUAUAGAUAAACAUCGAUUAGAAAUAAAUUUACUAGAAGAAAAACAAAAGGAAGAGAAACGGCUAUGCGAACUUCAGUUAGCGCAAGCUUUACAAAAAUCGUCGAUUUUAGAAACGGAACUUCAUUCUCAACGCGCUACUAAAUCUCAGCUCGCAGAACAGCUUCAUUCUGUAAUGCAGAAACAAUGGCUUCAAGCCUUACAAAUUAUAUCAGGUGGAAAUAUGGAAGAUUUGACGCCUCUUCAAAAAAUUCACGCUGAGAGAUUGUUCAAGGCCCCUAAAAAAUCCGAAUCGAUGCCAAAUUGUUUCGCAAAGGUUUUUCAAGAACCAAGUAAAUUAACAUUGCAACCCUCGGAUAUAAAAAAUUUUCACGAUCAAGGCGAAAGUAUGAGUACUAUCACCCCGAUCGACGAUACUCCACUAACAAGUAGAAAGGAGUUAAAAGAUGAUCUUCGUAAAUAUGUAAAAAUGAUCGCCGAGAUGCAACAGUCGAGGGACGAAUAUUUAAAAAUUAGAGAAAGCAUUUCAAGCCCGCCAUUGAUUUGCAGAGAGGUACCACGGAAGCACUAUUUGAAAAAAGAACUAAGCAUAAAGGACGAAGACAGUAUUAUGACAUGGCAACCUGCUCCAUCAGAGACUACACCGGACACUAGCGAAUUCAUUCCAGCUUCACAAGUUUGUACAAAGGGGGAUCAACUGAAACAUAAACCACCGUGGAAAUGACCCACUACUUCUAGUUCGAUAAAUAUCGAUUACGGUAUCGAUGAAGUGGACCAUAUCGAUAUAUUGCAUUUAC